AUGGAUGUAGCUCCAGUUAUAAAAUCUUCAUCUGGAAAUGUGCUCAUGCUUAAUGUGGGAGCUAUUGUUCUCAGAAUUAAGCAACAUCUGUGCACCCACAACAUAAUACAUGAUAUUCCUGAUCACAUUCUUAACAACUUCCCUCUAUUACCAGAGGAAGCUGCUAUUGAACUACAAGCUGGAAACACCAUUGGCUCUAAAGGAUAUACAGGAUACUAUGGAGAAAGGGGCAUCACAGGAGGAGCAGAUCUAGCUUUACAGUGGGCCAAAGAGAUGCAGCAAACUAACAUAGCCAUAUCAGCUGAAUCAAUGAACAUCUUAGAUAGAUUCAAGUUCCUCUACAAUGAAGCUGCUCAAGGAAGAUUUCACCUAUCUUACUAUGAAAGAAGCAACACCAAAGAAGACAAGAAUGGAAAGAUGGAUAUCAAUCCCAUAUCUUUUGUUUUACUGAACCUUAGGAUUAUUAACCGUUCUCAAAACAUGGAAACUUUCGAUUUAGCUAUUUUAUGUAAGAACAAAAUUAGCAGGCUCAGUGGUGCCUCCAUUGCCAACAAAACUCUGUUAUGGAAAUCUCAUUCCACAUUAGCAAUGGUACAGAUUUUAUAUGGAGGUUAUCAUAUCAUAUCGAGUGUUGCUCUUAAUGAUGGUAUCAAUGAAAUCGUAUUCUGUGUUUAUCGUGAUCUUAUUUCUCUUUCAUUACUCGCACCUGUUGCUUGCUUUCGUGAUAAAAGGAUUCGUCUUCCUAUCAAUUUCAGUCUCCUCGUAUCUUUCUUCUUCCUUGGAUUAACUGGGGUAUUUGGGAACCAGCUGUUGUUCUUAAUGGGGCUUGGAUAUACAAAUCCAACAUAUGUUGUUGUUGUUCAGCCUGCAAUCCCUGUGUUUACUUUUGUUUUAGCAGCUUUCAUGGGCACCGAAAAAGUGAAUUUGAUGAAAAUUGGAGGUCAACUCAAGGUUGGGGGCACAAUAGUAUGUGUUUCUGGAGAUAUACUAAUGGUUUUGUUCAAGAGAUCAUCUAUAUUUGGAGAGGAUGUCACUGAAUUGUUGCACGGAGCAGCGGCGACGAAUGAUUUAAUUGUCGGGGCACAACCAGAACCUGCUGGAGGGUUGAUUUCGGGUUUGUUGGGUAUUGGUCUUACCAAGUUUCACAUUGGGAUGCUCUGCUUGAUUGGGAACUGCUUUUGUAUGGAUGUUUAUCUAUCCUUCCAGGCUCCGCUGCUACUGAAGUAUCCGGCCAGUCUUUCAGUGACUGCAUACUCAUACUUUUUUGGUGCAAUGUUUAUGGUUAUUGCUGGAAUAUCUGCCACCGAUGGAAAUACUGUCUGGUUUACCCCUGGUUAUGACCUUAAGAAGCAUGAUUAA
Messenger RNA from Papaver somniferum (opium poppy), 1359 nucleotides. RefSeq names its product WAT1-related protein At5g45370-like. The record is from RefSeq and is a predicted model, not a curated record. The transcript is spliced from 8 exons. Gene Ontology annotation, cellular component: plasma membrane. The coding region runs from base 1 to 1359 and encodes 452 amino acids. Gene Ontology annotation, molecular function: transmembrane transporter activity. Lineage: Eukaryota; Viridiplantae; Streptophyta; Magnoliopsida; Ranunculales; Papaveraceae.